This is a messenger RNA of Drosophila navojoa, 1973 nucleotides long. Its product is annotated as probable serine/threonine-protein kinase fhkB. The record is from RefSeq and is a predicted model, not a curated record. Lineage: Eukaryota; Metazoa; Arthropoda; Insecta; Diptera; Drosophilidae.
AUGCGUGUAUUUAUGUUGGCAUAUUUUUCAUUUCAUUUACAACAGGACUUCGUUCAAGGACUUUCGAUACUGUCGCGCGGCUCCGUGGAGGAGAAGCUGCGCUGGACAUUCUCGCUGUACGACAUCAAUGGCGACGGCUUCAUUACGAGGGAGGAAAUGACUGACAUUGUGACUGCCAUAUACGAGCUAAUGGGCCGACUGCCGGACGAGUGUCCCGAGGAGGAGAAGAUCAAGGGCAAGGUGGAGCAAAUCUUUCAGAAAAUGGACAUUAAUCGGGAUGGCGUUGUGACGCUGGAGGAGUUUUUGGAGGCGUGCCGCAAUGAUGAUGCCAUAUCCAGAUCGAUGUCUUAUACGGUGCGGCGACUGCGACGUAGCCGGAGUCAACAGCAAAAACAAAAGCAGCAACAGCAACAGCAACAGCAGCACAGCAAACAGCAAAUGGAAACUGAGAAACGUAAGUCAAACUACAAGAUGAAACAACAACAACAACAACAACAACAAAUGCAACAAAUACAUAGCACAAGACACCAGAUGGCAGCCAAGUGCUGUCAUGUCAUUGACAUCGAUGGCGCCAGCACAACAACAACAACAACAACAACAGCAACAACAACAACAAGAACAAGAACAACAACCAACUGCACUAGCCAUCACAAGCACAACAACUACAAAACUAAUCACAGGCCUCGAACACUGAAAAAGCGCGUCAUCAAUGACUACGAUGAGGAGGAGGAGCAGGAGCAGGAGGAGGAUGACGAGGAUGAGUAUGAAGACGACAACGAUGAUGAUGAUGAUGAUGAUGACGAUUAUGAUGAGGAUGAUUACGAAGCUGGCAAACAGCCGCUAAUGGGCAUCGCUCGACGCAAUCAAGCCAUUUGCCGGCACUGCCAACGGCCCCAAACGGAGCUGCAUUCGCGCCAAUUGCCAACGCUGCGACUGCGCAAAUCCCAUUCAAAGUCGCGACAGCGCAAGCGCAGCAAGAGUCGACAGCGUCACCAUCAGCAUCCACAUCCACAUCAGCAUCCACAUCCACAUGGUCCAGUGGAUGCGCGCGGAUCUAGGCCGCGCUGGCCAGAGCUGAGCAUGGCCAAUGAGCUGGCCAUACGCUUUCGCUGUCCGCAGGUGGGGCCGCAGGUGGGUCGCGAUCUGCAUACGCCGCAGCCCAUGCACUUCCAUCAUCCCCAGCAGCUGGGCCAGCUCCAGCAGCAGGCACCGCCCAAGCCGGCCAAAAGUAAAAGCAAGCACAAGCAGCGCAAGCAGACAGCGCAGCAGCCGGCUGCAGCGCCCACGCCAGCACCGUCUGCACCGCCUGCACCGCUUGCACCACCUGCCCCGCCGUUGCCGCCGCCCAAUGGCCUGGCGGUGCAGCCAGCGGAUAGCAAUGGGCAUGGCAACACGGAGCUGCCCCAGACACCAGACUCGCCCUCGCUGGUAAAGGUCAGCACCUGGUAUACGGUGGCCAAGCAGGGCGUCUCCUGCUAAUAGGCAUUUACAUAUUUGCAGUUGUUAACUUGAAGCCAAACGCUCGCCGGGCAGUGAGUACCUUUGAUAUCAGACUUGGGCUAUCCAAAAAUAUGCAUGCAACUUUGCAUUCAAAUUGCAACAGAAACUUCCCUCUUUAUAUGGAAAUAUUAAGUGUGAAGAGACGGUGUUUUUUAUUGUUUUUUUUUUUUUUUUUUCUGGAUUGAAAAUGCAACUGAAAGUGUUUAAAUUGAUAAGAUUUACAUACAAUGUACUUACUUAUACAUUUGAUGUGGUUAUAUAUAUACAUACAUGUAUAUCUAUAUAUAUAUUUAGACAUAUUGUAUGAUGUUUUUUUUUUUUCCCCUUUACUUAGACUUACAAACAUAGUAGAACAGAUUAGCAGCUGGCAUGAAAAACAAAAAUCAUGAGAGAAAGUCCCCAAAGCUAUGUGUAUGUUAAAUUGAUGUUAAAACAAAUUGUAAAUUGUGUUAUAGUGAUAAAAGAAAAAAAAA